Molecule: messenger RNA, 2106 nt
Organism: Glycine soja
Lineage: Eukaryota; Viridiplantae; Streptophyta; Magnoliopsida; Fabales; Fabaceae
Product: methionine S-methyltransferase-like
Exons: 2
Coding region: 359-817 (152 amino acids)
Molecular function (GO): methyltransferase activity
Source: RefSeq, a predicted model, not a curated record
AUAGAAAAGAAAGGGUCGUAUGAAUGGGAUGCUGAGUGUCAGAUUCACAGUCUCUCUCGCCUCUAACUAACUGAAUUCAUUACUCUGACUCUUUCAUAGUUGUCUUAUCAUUCCUUCAUUCUCUCUCUCAGAACUCAGAAGGAAUUAGGAAAAAUGAGUUGGAUGUCGGUGGAUGAGUUCCUGGUGCAGUGCAAGAAGUCAGGAGACGCUGCCUACGCCUCCUUGCGGUCGCUGCUGGAGCGCCUAGACAAUCCCGAGACCCGUUCUCAGGCUCGGAUCUUUCUUUCCCACCUUCAGAAGCGUUUCCCCACCAAGGACUCCUGCGAGCGUAUUGCCUUUACCCAUUAUUGUCUCGCUAAUGCAUUGCAUUGCAGGACAUCACGGGAGAAACAAAUUGACUAUGAUGGUCAUUCCAAGCAUUUUUCUCCCCGAAGACUGGUCCUUCACUUUUGACGAAGGCAUUAAUAGACAUCCAGACUCCAUUUUCAAGGAGAGGACUGUUGCCGAGUUAGGUUGCGGAAAUGGAUGGAUUUCCAUUGCCAUUGCCGAGAAGUGGUUACCAUACAAGGUUUAUGGCCUUGAUAUCAAUCCUAGAGCGGUGAAGGUUUCCUGGAUAAACUUAUACUUGAAUGCUUUAGAUGAAAAUGGCCACCUAAUCUAUGACGUGGAGAAUAAAACUUUGCUGGAUAGGGUAGAGUUCCAUGAAUCUGAUCUUCUAUCCUAUUGCAGGGAAAAAGACAUUCAACUUGAAAGAAUUGUUGGAUGCUUACCUCAGGUAAUUCCACAACGCAUAGUUGUUUGCCUUUCAUUGAGAUAGAAAAAAAGUGCACCAGUGUUUGUCUUGGUUCGGUCAUCAAUCACUUUGUAACCGAUGUCCAGUCCGUAAGCUAAAGUCCAAGAUUUAUCCAUUAAUAACCAUAGUUGUACAAUAUUAAGCAAUUACAAAGCCAGUGUAGUCAUCUCACCCUGAAAAUCCACAGCACAAUAAGGAUUUCUUAAUUCUUACCCUUGCAGAAAAUCAAAGUAAAAGGAGAUAUAUGAACACUCAAUAGUGAAAAUGCAAGUUGAAGUCCUAAGAAUCUCUCAAUAAUGGACAAGAAAAGCUCAAAGAUGCAUCUUUGUGUGGUUUUAGAUGAUUCUCAGUGUAUUUCUUUUCCUUUCUGAAACCCCAAGGUUUGAUUUUAAACGCCCAAGAUAUAUUAGGUAAUAUCUAAUAGAAAUACUAAUUGAAUAAAUGUGUUUCAAAAGUUAGAAUUUGAAACGCUUUUUCACUUAAGUUGUGCUUUAUAUAAUUGAUUGUUUAUAAUACAGAAUCACCAAAAUGUUUCAUCCUGAAGAAAAAUCGAUUAUUUGAUUCAAAACACACUUAUUUAUAAAAGUAAAAUUUUACAUUGAAACAAUUUUAAUUAGUUAUCUAGGUUUUCAAAAAUAAAGAGAAAAUCAUUUAAAGAGAUCAAAAAAGUAGUUUUGUCCACCCGCUCUCCCACUCUUUGUCUCUCUCUCUCCCCCUACUCAUUCCCUCUGUUUUUCUUUUUUUUGCAACAAACUUAAAAUGCCUUAACAGCUUCUUAAGUAAAAAUGUUUUUCUUUUACUCCUGUUUUCUUAAGCAUUUCAUUGCCAUUUUUAACAAUAGUAGUGCGGCCAAUCAAGUGAAUAAAAUAUCAAUCUAGUUCGCUUAUUAAUGUUAUACCUAAGUAUUUUAAAUCAGACCCUAACUAACUAACCAUUGGUUACCUAUCAAUCUAUCCAGUUUCUUUCACUUCCUUUGACUCUUAAUAAAAACCAAAAUCUUAGGACAUAACAUAAAUAAAUGAGCAAGAUUUCUUUAGAUUGUUGUAAAAAAGCUCAAGUCGGUGUGCCAAAGGCUUUAAAUUAUGCAUUGCCAUCAUUAGUUGGGUUGCUCUCCCAACUCACUACCACAGUCACAUUGGGUAAGGAUGAACGGAACUAAUUGAGUACGGAAACAAGAACAGAAAACAGAAAUGAGAAAGAAAAUCCUUAAAAGAGAUAAAAAAAGUAGUUUUGUCCACCAAUGAUGACUGCAACAUGUCAAGGAAUUGCUAUAUUUUGUUUGGUAAAGAUGACUCCCCCACUCCUAGACCUUA